AUGUUACCAGUCGUGCCUGACAUGUGCAGGUACAAGAAACUAGUUCUCAAGAACCCAACCUAUUGGAUAGUCAUCGAUGAUAUAGGUUUCAAUGUUCAUUGUGAAGUAUCACAGUCCAGGUGUUUGUCCAACAACUAUGACCACAUAGAAAAUGCAACCAUACCGCGUUGGUUUUACUUUGACUACUCCUGGAUUAAACCCUAUUGCUGGAACACUAUCCAAAGCAUUCACAUCAUUACUUUGGUAGAAGGGGUUUGUGCAAUGGUUUUCAACGUGAUCGUUAUUAUCACGACUUUAAGAAGCAGAGUUCUACGAGAGUCUGUAGCACAUUUUCUUGUGGCUAACAUUGCUGUAGGAGACCUGUUGAUCUCAUUCUACAUGAUCAUCAUUACAUCUACAAGACAAAGCAUGUCGGCUGAGAACUAUUACAGUAUGUACCUACCGUACUACUGCAGGAUUGUUGGUCUCUUCUUUCUAACUGGUCAACUUUCAAGUUCAGGAAUGUCAUUUUUAACGACAUUAGAAAGGUAUUUAGCUGUCGUAUACUGCAUGAGACCACACAUCAGGAUCACCAUGAGAAUGUCCUACGUUGCCAUGGCAAUAGUCUGGAGUUUGUCUUUGUCUUUGACAGUAGGUUUCAUGACUUCACCACAGUUCUCUGUUGAAACAGACAGCAUGUGUUUACCUAUUGUUAACAGUAACAAUGAGCAAGUGCUAUAUUACGUAGGAGGUAUUGGAGUCUUCUUAUACAUGAUUGCAAUGGCCUUAUAUGGUCACAUAAAUGAAAAAUUUCGGGAUGAGCUAAAAAGAUCUUGUUUUCUCUGUCGAAACAUGGUUGCUCCUGAUCCUUGA
Molecule: messenger RNA, 852 nt
Organism: Actinia tenebrosa (Australian red waratah sea anemone)
Lineage: Eukaryota; Metazoa; Cnidaria; Anthozoa; Actiniaria; Actiniidae
Product: proteinase-activated receptor 1-like
Source: RefSeq, a predicted model, not a curated record